AUGGCUACCAGUGAUAUGAAUUACAACGCUGAACAAGAAAUUAUUGAAUUCUUUGAGAAGACUACAACAUCUCGCUCAGCCUGUGAUAAGUAUGCGAGUGAACAUCUUGCUGGAAAUGUCAGUCCAGUCGACGUACAAGGCGUGUGUAGCUACACCGUCUAUGCAGGUCCUAACGCCGAAUACGUUGUGCAGUAUUGUCUGAAGUCGCUAGCGCUGAAUAUUGAUAUGAUGAACCUCGCCAAAGCCAUUUAUGGUAGCCUGGUACCCGAGAUAUUCUUCAAGGGACAGAUUGGGAAAGAUCAUGAAAGCAAAGAGCCACUUUAUAUAUACGUUAUGAACCGAAUACUAGGUAUUUCUCACCUGGAGUUUAUCAUGGCCCAUGAUGAUGCACCUGAAAACUCGUUUGAGUUCUCUUGUUGGCGCCAAAGUCUUGUGGCUGACAAUGCAAAAUUCUUUGCUCUAUCCUGGAAAAGCCCUCAGGAUGUUGAUCAAACAUACCGCGACAGUCCAACUCAUCAGUAUAGACGAGACCUGAAUUUGUUGCUUGAAUCUCUCCCAAUUCGAUUCCAUCCAUUGAUCAAGAAAUCUAUUGACUCGUUGCCGGCCAUCUCCUCACUUCCUAUGGUGCUAGUACACAAUGACUUUGGUACUUUCAACAUGUUGGUGGACGAGAACUCUUGUAAUCUGCUCGGCGUGAUUGACUGGGCCGAAGCUGAGAUUGCCCAUUCGGUAUAA
Molecule: messenger RNA, 735 nt
Organism: Penicillium malachiteum
Lineage: Eukaryota; Fungi; Ascomycota; Eurotiomycetes; Eurotiales; Aspergillaceae
Exons: 2
Coding region: 1-735 (244 amino acids)
Source: RefSeq, a predicted model, not a curated record